AAUCCAACUCUGUGGCCUUCCAAAAUUUCACAAGAUAAUAUGAUAUCCGACUCUUAUUAUUAUAACAUCAUUUUCUUCCUCCUCUUCUACACUCCCCAAUUCCCCUUCCCUCUUUCAAAACUGUCCCCAUUUCCUGUCUUUCCAAACAGUUCUUUUCUUCCUUUUCUUUUCCUGUACUGUGCCAAUGGAAAGUGCUGCUGCAACAAGGCCACUUGGCAGCAGCAACCACACUUUUAGAAACCCACACAACAAUUCACAUUCUGCUGCUUCUUCUUCCUCCUCUUCUCGCCAUCACCAUGGCAGCCUUUCACCAACUUCGGUUCUGGUCAUUGCAGUCUCAGCCAUCUCUGUGGUGGUGGUGCUGCUUGUGGUGGUAGCCAUUGUCCUGCUGAGGAAGCUGAGAGCUGAUCAUGUCAGCAGAGCAGCCAGCUUUAAGGAAAGCAAUGGGAGCAUCAGCAGCAGCAUUAAUCAUGUCGUCGUUCAUCGCAAUGGCAGUCAUCGAUUCGUGCCUCGUAGUUCCUCCACCGCCACCACCAUCAACUUCAACUCAAGCCCUGAUGUGGGAGGUGGAUGUCUGAGUACAAGCAACAUGGGACAUAAAACUCCAACCAGGCACAGGAGAGGAGUGGUUCAAGUGUUCACAUACAGAGAGCUCGAGACUGCAACAGGCAACUUCAAUGCAGGAAAUGUGAUUGGGAAUGGUGGAUAUGGCGUUGUGUACAGAGGGAUUCUCAGCGAUGGGACGGUGGCUGCAAUUAAGAUGCUCCAUAGAGAAGGGAAGCAUAGUGAACGUGCCUUCAGGAUAGAGGUGGAUCUGCUGAGUAGGCUUCAUUCAACUUACUUGGUUGAGUUACUGGGCUACUGUGCUGAUCAGCACCACAGGCUGCUGAUAUUUGAGUUCAUGCCCAAUGGAACCCUCCAGCAGCACCUCCAUCACACACAAUAUCACCCAUUGAAUUGGGGGACCCGGCUUAGGAUAGCCCUCGAUUGCGCUAGGGCACUCGAGUUCCUCCAUGAACAUGCAGUCCCGGCAGUGAUCCACCGUGACUUCAAGUGCAGCAACAUACUGCUAGAUCAUAACUUCAGGGCCAAGGUCUCUGAUUUCGGGUUGGCCAAGACCGGUUCAGACAAGAUCAAUGGUCAGAUCUCGACCCGGGUUUUGGGGACCACUGGUUACCUUGCACCAGAGUAUGCUUCAACUGGUAAACUUACUACCAAAUCAGAUGUCUACAGCUAUGGAGUGGUUCUGUUGCAGCUCUUAACUGGGCGAAUACCGGUCGACAUCAAGAGGCCUCCAGGAGAGCAUGUUCUUGUUUCCUGGGCUCUUCCAAGAUUGACCAACAGAGAACAGGUGGCAGGAAUGGUUGACCCAGCAUUGGAAGGACAAUACUCAAAGAAGGAUUUGGUUCAGGUAGCUGCUAUUGCAGCAAUGUGUGUGCAACCAGAAGCAGAUUAUAGGCCCCUAAUGACAGAUGUCGUGCAAUCACUAAUCCCUCUAGUGAAAAACCUAUCUUCUUCAGUUUCUUCAUCAGCAAGAUUCCAGAACCAGAUAAGCCCCAGGGAAGGAUCAAUGAUGUCUAAGAAGAACGAUGUGAGCCACAGAGCACUAUUUUUAUGCUAAUAAUAACGAGAGAAAGAUCUUCCAGAGAAGAACAAGAUGACCUCAAAUUCAUUCUUUCCUAGCUAAUUUUUCCAGAGAGAUUUAUGCAAGUUCACAAGAGUGCCUGAAGGGCUAAUGGGUUGAAUACUUGAAUUUGGUACAUAAAGCUGUAAUCUUUUAUUCUCUUUCUUCCAAUACCAAUAUAAUUUUUUGUAAGAAUAACAAAAAGGAAAUUUCCUGCUGGGGUUCAAACAGAGAGAGAUUGUUCAUAGAGCAACUCUACAGGAAAACUGUUGCAUUCAACCUUCUUAUUUGUUACAAGAAAGAGUUAAAAAAACUCAUUUCGUUCCUGUUUUUAGUUUUUUUAACAAAGUGCUUCUCAGCCUAUUAUACUAAUAGUAAGCAAUUUCUUUUGCUUUCUGUUUUGUACCCGUCUUUCUGGAUAACACAAGUAGAAAAUCUUCUUACACAGCUAGAGAACUAUCUGGACUAAAUACAUAUAGAAUAAAGUC
Molecule: messenger RNA, 2112 nt
Organism: Linum trigynum
Lineage: Eukaryota; Viridiplantae; Streptophyta; Magnoliopsida; Malpighiales; Linaceae
Source: the annotation of a GenBank genome assembly